AUGAGCACAAGUACGGCGCCAUCGUCUGCAUCGUCCGAUGCGGAUUCACUGAAUCAUGACGACAAUCCAAUCAAAGCUGUCAUUUUUGAUUAUGGAGAAGUGAUGUGGAUGCAAUCGAGAAAUGUUCACGUUUAUAGAAAAAUCGAAGAAGACAAUAAAUUAUUUGACAACUCCCUGAUUCCUACGUUAGUCAGCAAAGAGCUUUCAUCUAUUCUGCCGAAAGGAUUCCAAGAAGAUCUGCUAACUGGAAUCUACACUGCAAAAGAUUUCGACCGACUGUUUUUGUCAGCUUACAAUAGAAAAUUCGGCUCACAAGUGGAAUCUCUCAAGUUCUUUUCCGCGACGGAAUACGAUAAUGAAGCAGUUUAUGAAGAAGCAGUUCUGACAGCUUGUCGGAAACUUCGUGAGAGAGGAAUCAAGACAAUUCUGAUGUUGGAUACCUAUCACGUGGAUGAGAAGAGAAAUGGAAGGAGAAUUCCAAACAUGGAGAAAUACUUUGAUUUUGUUCUUGAAUCAUGUAAGGAAGGUGUGAAGAAGCCGGAUCCAAGAUUCUAUCAAGUCGCGUUGGAUUGUGCAGAUUUACAGCCAGAGGAAGUGAUUUAUGUGGAUGAUUCGAAAAUCAAUUGCGAGAGUGCAGCAGUGCUCGGGAUUCGAUACAUUCAAGUGUUCAAUAGUAUGGAUAUGCUCGAAGAUCUUCAAGAAAUUCUGGGAUUCGAUUUAGAUUAG
Messenger RNA from Caenorhabditis remanei, 726 nucleotides. RefSeq lists its product as uncharacterized. Bases 1 to 726 code for a protein of 241 amino acids. Lineage: Eukaryota; Metazoa; Nematoda; Chromadorea; Rhabditida; Rhabditidae. The transcript is spliced from 4 exons. The record is from RefSeq and is a predicted model, not a curated record.